AUGUCCUCCAAAGGCCUCUGGCAGCCCAAACAGCCGGACUCAGCGUCUAUGAACAAAACGAACCAAGGCCCCCGCCGCAUCGGCCAAUGGCUGUACCUCAGGCCUGAGAAAAUCGAGGAGUACAAGAAAUGUCAUGCAGCUGUCUGGCCUGAAGUGCUUGCCCAGAUAGCAGACUCGAAUGUUAAGGAUUACUCGAUAUUCCUAAGUAUGCACCCACGACCCACACUCUUCGCGAGCUUCAAGUACGUGGGGCACAAGUUCGACGAGGAUAUGGCGCGGAUGGCGGCGAAUCCCAAGGUGCAGGAGUGGUGGCGUAUGACGGAUGGGAUGCAGGAGUCGCCUGUGGACGGCGCGGUGGGGAGUGCGAGUGGGCCCGGGUGGUGGGGACAGACGGAGGAGGUGUUUUAUGUGGAGUAG
Didymosphaeria variabile is the source of this 417-nucleotide messenger RNA. RefSeq lists its product as uncharacterized. The transcript is spliced from 3 exons. Bases 1 to 417 code for a protein of 138 amino acids. Lineage: Eukaryota; Fungi; Ascomycota; Dothideomycetes; Pleosporales; Didymosphaeriaceae. Gene Ontology annotation, molecular function: racemase and epimerase activity, acting on carbohydrates and derivatives. The record is from RefSeq and is a predicted model, not a curated record.